AUGUGUGUGGAAGAGUUCGUUAAGUGUUGUGUACGACGACAUCCGCUUCUAAGUGUGUUAGAGGAAUCUAUUUUGAAGGCAUAUUGCCAAGCUACAUUUCAUGGGAUUUAUCGCCGACUUGACUUCCCCUUUUGCUCCAGUCGCCUCAUCCAUACCAUCGAAACCACUUACGGCGUCCGUUUCGACAAGAACUUCUUCCUCCGAGUCGAGGCUGCGACAACCAUGGAAACUAUCAACCGCUCCGGCCAUACAGUAAUUCCCGGUGUAUGCUAUCCCACCCGAGCCGGCUCCCGCACCACUACGGCGGCUCCCGUUGGCACCACUGCAGGGAAUAAUCCCCACUCGGAAAACCCAAAGCUCGAGAAGAAACCAGGUUCGAUUCCGCACUCGGAAUUACCAGAGGGCACCACAAAAGUUACUGAAGAAGACCAGUCGGGGGCAAGUCCGACUGCGUCACGGGCGAAGUGUGGUGCGUUGUUGGUCUCAUGGAAGCAUGACGAAGCCGCGGGCCGCGCUCUGAUCCGGUCGUUGAGGCUCAGAACGGAGGUUCUAACGGCUUUGCUCCCGCCUGAGGAGGAAGGGGAGGGGGAGAAUAGAGCGGUGGAGAUCUGA
Gregarina niphandrodes is the source of this 612-nucleotide messenger RNA. RefSeq lists its product as hypothetical. The record is from RefSeq and is a predicted model, not a curated record. The transcript has a single exon. NCBI's taxonomy places the organism in Eukaryota, Apicomplexa, Conoidasida, Eugregarinorida, Gregarinidae. The coding region runs from base 1 to 612 and encodes 203 amino acids.